This is a messenger RNA of Bipolaris zeicola 26-R-13, 207 nucleotides long. RefSeq lists its product as uncharacterized. The annotation marks the transcript as partial. The record is from RefSeq and is a predicted model, not a curated record. Lineage: Eukaryota; Fungi; Ascomycota; Dothideomycetes; Pleosporales; Pleosporaceae. The transcript has a single exon.
CCAUCUUCCAGCCCUUGGCGCCGCUGCAGGGCAUGUCUGCUGGGUCCACGCCAACCGCUAUUACCUCGACUUUUUCCUGUCAAUUCUGCUCAAACACACACACUCUCGUCAAUUGCUCUCUCUCUCUCUCUCGCUCUCUGCGGCUGCACCACCACAUCUUGUUGCAGACCCGUAUCGCCUAUUCUCUCCCCACCCCCGGCUCAGUAA